Protopterus annectens (West African lungfish) is the source of this 503-nucleotide messenger RNA. It is a transcript of the gene RPL23A, whose product is annotated as ribosomal protein L23a. Gene Ontology annotation, biological process: ribosomal large subunit assembly; translation. Gene Ontology annotation, cellular component: cytosolic large ribosomal subunit; ribosome. Bases 1 to 462 code for a protein of 153 amino acids. Gene Ontology annotation, molecular function: structural constituent of ribosome; rRNA binding. The transcript has 5 exons. The record is from RefSeq and is a predicted model, not a curated record. Lineage: Eukaryota; Metazoa; Chordata; Ceratodontiformes; Protopteridae.
AUGGCACUGUCAUGGGAAGCUGUCCCUGCAAAGACUGAAGCAAAGUCAAAGGCACUAAAGGCCAAGAAGGCUGUCCUUAAGGGAGUUCACAGUCACAAGCAAAAGAAGAUACGAACUACCCCCACCUUCAGGAGGCCAAAAACGCUCAGAUUGAGAAGACAACCAAAAUAUCCCAGAAAAAGUGCCCCAAGGCGGAACAAACUUGAUCAUUAUGCGAUUAUCAAAUUUCCUCUGACCACAGAGUCUGCCAUGAAGAAGAUUGAAGACAAUAAUACUUUAGUAUUCAUUGUUGACGUUAAAGCAAACAAACACCAGAUUAAGCAGGCAGUCAAGAAAUUGUAUGAUAUCGAUGUGGCAAAAGUCAACACAUUGAUCAGACCUGAUGGUGAGAAGAAAGCUUAUGUCCGUCUAGCACCAGACUUUGAUGCCUUAGAUGUUGCCAACAAAAUUGGAAUCAUCUAAAUGUUCAACUGUAAGGCUGUCUAAUAAACUCGAAAAUUCUA